ACACAAACAUAUUCGGAUGAAUUUCCGGGGAAAUGCUGCAAUGUUUUUAAACUACAAAUACGGACUGUUUCUUUUAUUUGAAUUUUUUACGAUGAAAUUAAUCGUAACCGUAGUUAAGAGUUUAGCUUAAAUUGGUGGAAAAGCCCCCUUAUUUUACGGAUUUUCCUUCAGAAAGCGAUGCGAUUAUUAGAGGAGUGUUUUGCACUUUCAGGGCGAUUGAGCCCGGGUUCAAAGUCUCAUCCGGACUGCAUGUUACCACAAGAUAGACCUGCUGUACUGUCCAUGAGCUGAUUUUAGUGUAAGCGGUUUAGAACACCGAUAUUUUAGAAAUAUUUAAAUCGUAUUUGUUGUUGAUGGCGCAUUAGACAGUUUCGUUUAGAAUGCAGUGUCCCAAAUAGAAACGCUUAACAGAAGUUAGUAAGCAACGCUGUUUUGCUACCGUAUUUGGUAAAAUACCUUUUAAACAAAGAAAGUUGAACCGGAUUACGAUUUAGAUAACAGUCAAUAUAGGCGACUAAAACACAAUGCCUUCACUGACAGCUGACAAGGUUCAGAAAGUGAUAUAUGUCACUUACCUGAUCGCUGCUUUGGACAUCACAUGGCUCUUCCUACAAUUUUCAAUAACACCGUAUUUGGCAAAAAAGCUGGGAUUCGACACACUCUGGUUUGGGUACCUACAGACAACAGUAGGAGUGAUUCAACUGCUAGGUGGUCCUGUGUUUGGAAGGUUUGCAGAUGUUUUUGGAGCACGAGCCGCACUUUCAUUAUCCUGCUUUGCAUCAAUCAUUUAUUUUUUGCUUUUAGCAGCAGCAGAUAGUGCAGUAUUACUCUUUCUGCACAAACUACCCGCUGUGUUCAUGCAUGUCUUGCCAGGAACACAGAUGAUAGUCGCGGACCUGUCUCAGAAUGAGAAGCGAGCAGAUGCGCUGGCAAAGCUUGGUUUAUGUUUUGGCAUUGGAAUGAUCACAGGGUCAUCGUUAGGAGGAACCCUCAGCACACGCUAUGGAGAGAAGUUUGCGGCGUGUGUGGGUGCUGGAGGAAGCUUGAUCAGUCUACUGUUGGUGCUGAAGUUCAUUCCUGAACACACCAAAAUACACAGUGAAAAGAAAAGCAAUGGGAAAUCGGCCAACUCUGUGUUUAACUUGGGGGAGAUCGUCAGACUUACAAAGUUUCCAGGUGUUGCAAAGACUUUCACCAUCAAGAUAGUUUCAGGGCUUCCAGCUGGUGUUUUCCAGGUCAUGUUCUCCAUCAUUGCCAUGAACUUUUUCCAGCUGCAGGCUGAGCAAAACGGUUACCUUAUGGCAUACUUUGGGGUGUUGCAAAUGGUGAUGCAGGGUGCUGUUAUUGGGCGACUCACCGCCAGGUACUCUGAGCAGUCUUUACUCCUGUUUUCAAUAGGUCUAAGCAGCUUGGUGGGCCUAGCACAGGCCUUUACCACCACUGUGUUACAGUUCUGCUUUGUAGUUGUUCCAAUGAUGCUCUCACUCAGUCUCUUUAAUGUCAUCACCGACAGCAUGCUGUCAAAGAGCGUCCCAUCAUCUGACACGGGGGCCAUGCUAGGAUUGUGUGCAUCUGUACAGCCUCUAGUCCGCACAAUCGGACCAACAAUCGGUGGUUUCCUUUAUGAGACGCAUGGUGUGGCAUCAUUUGGGUACAUCCAGUUCGUUGUCAAUGCUGUAAUAUUUACGCUGAUGUUCAUGUCCAGCACAAGAACACAUACGACUCGUAACAGCAGAUAAACGUGUGUGAGUGCAUGCAAAUGAGUGUGUGUGUUUGUUGUUUGUGUGUAUUUAAAAGGCAUUACUAAGUUCAGGCACUGAUUGUGAUAGGGAUUACAUUCCAGUUUAUCCCAAAUGUGUAGUGGGGCUAAGGUCAGAUUUAUGGGGUAAGUCUAGUAUAACCCCAAAUCAGAAAAAUUUGUGACAGUAUGUAAAAUGCAAAUAGAAAAUGCAGUCUGUCUUAUAUUUACUUUGACAGACAGUAUAAACCCUAGAUAUUUCAUGGCUUGUCUGGUUAACUUCAUUUAUUUGGUAAUAUACAUCCAUUCCUGCAUUGUUGAUGGGGGCAAUUGAGGGCUUGUAGUGAGUAUCGAAAGGCUGAGUCUUUAAGAUGCAAAAAUGGGCAGAAAAUCUCCAGUUUGUCAACAACUGUGUGAGAAAAUUUUCAAAAUGUUUAAAGAUUGGAAGAGAUUUGCCCCUUUCCCCAUCUACAGUGCAUAAUAUCAUUGAAUGAUUCAAGGAAUCUGAAAGAAUUUCAGUGUGUAAAAGGGAAAGAAGCGCAAGCCUAAGCUGAACACACUAAUCUUUGAUCCCUCAGACAGCACUGCAUUAAGAACCGUCAUUUAUCAAUAGCUGAUAUAACCAAAUGGGCAAGGGAUUACUUUGGCAAACCAUUACAUUCACAAAUGCCAUGUAAAUCUUUACAAAAAAAAGCUUUAUGUUAACCACAUCCAAAAUAACAAAAUUAUUCACAUUUUCCAUACUUCUAAUUUGGGCUUGUACAUUUUAGCAGUAGACAAGACUAGUUAGUAAAGUGUUCACAUACUUUGGGCUGGUAGUGUAUAUUUCAAAGUACAUACACACGCACACACACAAGAAUUUAUUUUUAUUUUUAUAUGAUUUUAUCUCAUACAAUGCAAAAUUAAACAUGUGAUUAUAUAUAUAUUUUUAAAUAUGUUGUUAAUCAUGAAUAAAAAGAUUCAGAAUCUGCUCUGAUCAGAAUCUGAUAAGUAAUUGUAUUCAUAUUUAAGGAACUGAUGAAUCUGAUACAGUUAUAUGAAACAAGUUCAUGAUAUUUUUACCUUGAAUUUACAAAUAAAAUGUCUUCUGACUGGCAUUUAACAAAUCUGCAUUUAACUGACAAAAAAACAAAGAAAUUACACUGCCUGGCCAAAAAAAAGGUCACACACUCUAAUAUUUCGCUGGACCGCCUUUAGCUUUGAUUACGGCACAACAUUUAUUUCUGUCCAGAGUUGCAUUAAUUUUUCCCCAAGAUCUUGUAUUGAUGAUGGGAGAUUUGGAGCACUGCGCAAAGUUUUCUCAAGCACAUCCCAAAGAUUCUCAAUGGGGUUCAGGUCUGGACUCUGUGGUGGCCAAUCCAUGUGUGAAAAUGAUGUCUCAUGCUCCCUGAACCACUCUUUCACAAUUUGAGCCGAUGUAUCCUGGCAUUGUCAUCUUGGAAUAUGCCCGUGCCAUCAGGGAAGAAAAAAUCUAUGGAUGGAAUAACCUGGUCGUUCAGUAUAUUCAGGUAGUCCCUAGCAAAUUAAAGCCGUUUUUGCCGGUUAGCCUCACUGACAAGUGGUUUUCUUAAGGCUACACAGUUGUUUAGUCCCAAUCCCUUGAGUUCCCUUUGCAUUGUGCGUGUGGAAAUGCUCUUACUUUCACUAUUAAACAUCCCUGAGUUCUGUAGUUUUUCCACGAUUUGAUUUCACCAAACGUUUAAGUGAAAUCGGCUUUGCUUAGUUAAAUCCAGGUGGUGACCUUUUUUUUGGCCAGGCAGUGUAUGUUUAAUGUUUUGGCUGACAACGCACUUAAGUUAUGACAGGACCAAAAUAAGACUGUAAAGUUAGAUGAAUAUUUGUUACACAGUUUUAAAACAUUCACAAUAAGGAAUUGGUGACAGGUGAUUGAAAUAAAGGGAAGAUCCACCAAAGGCUCAGCAAAUAUAGGUCUUGGCACAGCAUUUUAAACCAUUUCUCAAUGCAAUACUGCAAAUAAUUGCAAAUUAUUAUGGUCUUUUACCAUCUACCAAACAUAAUAUUGUAAAAAGAUUCAGAGAAUCUAAAGAAAUCUGUCUGUGUAGGGCAAGGUGUUCUGAGUGUUCAACAAAAGGUACAAAAACCAAUAUUCGUCAUGGCAUGUACGUAGGUGCAUCAGUGGAUAACUUGCAUAUGUGUGAAGAGACCAUUGAUGCAUAUAUUUGUCGAGAAUAGACAAAUAUUAUACUUGCAAUACUGCGACAAUUAGUAACCUAGGUUAAAAAGUGUAAUUAAAAAGAAAAGGACAUUAAAUGUUCUUAUGUUCCAACUUGUUGUUUUUUAUUUAUAAACAUAAUACAUUAAUUAAACAUAAAAAGUCAUUCCUUUGUAAUGUUGACUGUAAAAUAAAAGUUUACUGUGUGGACUGUG
Molecule: messenger RNA, 4126 nt
Organism: Trichomycterus rosablanca
Lineage: Eukaryota; Metazoa; Chordata; Actinopteri; Siluriformes; Trichomycteridae
Gene: slc67a1
Product: solute carrier family 22 member 18
Exons: 10
Coding region: 525-1739 (404 amino acids)
Biological process (GO): transmembrane transport
Cellular component (GO): nuclear envelope
Molecular function (GO): transmembrane transporter activity
Source: RefSeq, a predicted model, not a curated record